Messenger RNA from Balaenoptera musculus (blue whale), 1695 nucleotides. It is a transcript of the gene VAPA, whose product is annotated as VAMP associated protein A. Gene Ontology annotation, cellular component: endoplasmic reticulum membrane; plasma membrane. The record is from RefSeq and is a predicted model, not a curated record. The transcript is spliced from 7 exons. Gene Ontology annotation, biological process: neuron projection development. NCBI's taxonomy places the organism in Eukaryota, Metazoa, Chordata, Mammalia, Artiodactyla, Balaenopteridae. Bases 244 to 1092 code for a protein of 282 amino acids. Gene Ontology annotation, molecular function: FFAT motif binding.
GGAUCGCAGUGCGCGUGGCCGCGGCGGCUGGUGUGGGGUUGAGUCAGUUGUGAGACCCGGAGCUGCGGACGGGCGGGCGGCCCAGCGAGCCGGCGACAGAGCGGCGGGCGUCGGGUUCGGGAGCCGAGCGCUGGCCCCGCGUCAAGUCGGGCCGAGCCGCGCCGCAGUCGCCGCCGCCGCCGCCGCCCCCCGCCCGCAGCCAGCGACCCGCCGCGGGCGCGCCCCCGCUCUGCGCUGUCUCCGAUGGCGUCCGCCUCCGGGGCCAUGGCGAAGCACGAGCAGAUCCUGGUCCUCGACCCGCCCACAGACCUCAAAUUCAAAGAUUCUAUCAGGUCUGUUAAACCUGCAGGCUCCAGGGAUCCACGAUACACCCCCACCCCAGAUCGCCCCAUCUCACCCUCACCCUCCAGAAAAACCCAAGGCCCCUUCACAGAUGUAGUCACUACAAAUCUUAAGUUGCGAAAUCCAUCGGAUAGAAAGGUGUGUUUCAAAGUGAAGACUACAGCACCUCGUCGGUACUGUGUGAGGCCCAACAGUGGAAUUAUUGACCCAGGGUUGACUGUGACUGUUUCAGUAAUGCUGCAGCCUUUUGACUAUGACCCCAAUGAGAAGAGUAAACACAAGUUUAUGGUACAGACCAUCUUUGCUCCACCAAACAUUUCAGAUAUGGAAGCUGUGUGGAAAGAGGCAAAACCCGAUGAAUUGAUGGAUUCUAAAUUGAGAUGUGUAUUUGAAAUGCCCAAUGAAAAUGAUAAAUUGAACGACAUGGAACCCAGCAAAGCCGUUCCCCUGAACGCUGCGAAGCAGGACGGGCCCGUGCCAAAGCCACACAGUGUUUCCCUCAAUGAUACUGAGACGAGGAAGCUCAUGGAAGAGUGCAAGAGGCUCCAGGGAGAGAUGAUGAAGCUAUCGGAAGAAAACCGACACCUGAGAGAUGAAGGCUUAAGGCUCAGAAAGGUAGCACAUUCGGAUAAACCUGGAUCCACCUCAGCUGCAUCCUUCAGAGAUAAUGUCACCAGUCCUCUUCCUUCACUUCUUGUUGUAAUUGCAGCCAUUUUCAUUGGAUUCUUUCUAGGGAAAUUCAUCUUGUAGAGUGAAGCAUGCAGAGUGCUAUUUCUUUUUUUUUCUCUUGACCAGAAAAAGAUUUGUUUACCUACCAUCUCACUGGUAGUGUGGCCCACGGUGACCAUUCUUUGUGUGUACAGCGUCAUAUAGGCCUCGCCUGUAACAGUCUCACGGUUAGAAACACAGUAAGAGCAGAGUGUUGGGCUCCCGGACAGCGUGAACGUCACCAGACCAUCCCUAGCAGGUGUCAUUGCACAUUCAGUCCUUUAUGAAAUUCAUAAGUAAAGAAUUGUUCUUUCUUUGUGGUUUUAAUAAGAGUUCAAGAAUUGUUCAGAGUCUUGUAAAUGUUAUUUUAAUAAUCCCUUUAAAUUUUAUCUGUUGCUGUUACCUCUUGAAAUAUGAUUUAUUUAGAUUGCUAAUCCCACUCAUUCAGGAAAUGCCAAGAGGUAUUCUGUGGGGAAAUGGUGCCUCUUACAGUGUAAAUUUUCUCCUUUACCUUUGCUAAUAUCAUGGCAGAAUUUUUCUUAUCCCUUGUGAGGCAGUUGUUGACUGAGUUUUUCAUCCUUCCAACCCUGUCCCAUGGUAUUUAACACAAAAAUAAUAAAACUGUUAACAGAUUCUUGCUCGAUA